AUGUCCUCCGUCAUCAGCACCCCGAACCCCCUCCCCAUGGGGCCCGAGGUCACCAAGAAACCCAAUAACCUCACGGCCACCCCGUCGGCCAGGCACGCCGCCGCCGCCGCUGUCGCCAACAAGCAGCAGCAGCAGCAGCCCCUCAACGCCGCGGGCGACAAGGCGAACCUCGUCGAGUUCUGGCGCAGACCGGAGGCAGGCAACAUCUACCGCCACGCCGAGCACUUGACUCUUCCAGUGACCCCCUGCCUCGUCGAGCACGCGCAGCUGUGCCAGGCCGUGAGCGCCGCCAAGGCGCCCCUCAAGGUCAUGGACAUGGCGUGCGGCACGGGCGUCGUGUCGUCGUACAUCCAGAAGAUGAUGCGCGAGCUGCCGCCUCACGAAAGGGAGAAGCUCAAGUUGACGUCCGCAGACUCGAGCGAGGCGCAGCUCGGCGUCGUGAAGGACAAGAUGGCGAGGGAGAAGUGGGUUGGAUGUGAGGUCAAGCAGACUGACAUCAUGGUAAACAGUUUCCUUCUCUUGUGA
Molecule: messenger RNA, 525 nt
Organism: Colletotrichum spaethianum
Lineage: Eukaryota; Fungi; Ascomycota; Sordariomycetes; Glomerellales; Glomerellaceae
Product: methyltransferase tpcH
Exons: 1
Coding region: 1-525 (174 amino acids)
Source: RefSeq, a predicted model, not a curated record